Messenger RNA from Guyanagaster necrorhizus, 1257 nucleotides. RefSeq lists its product as uncharacterized. The coding region runs from base 1 to 1257 and encodes 418 amino acids. NCBI's taxonomy places the organism in Eukaryota, Fungi, Basidiomycota, Agaricomycetes, Agaricales, Physalacriaceae. The record is from RefSeq and is a predicted model, not a curated record. The transcript is spliced from 12 exons.
AUGACGGAGGAAAGGAUUAGCGCGAGCCCGAAAGACGAAAUAUCUGGUUUCUCUGUGACCAUCGAAUCUACUUUUAUCGCCUUUGCUCGUUCUACUGUCAUUACGGCAAUUUGUGGUACACGCAAUCUAGCAAGUUCUACAGGCUAUUGCGCUCCGAUUCGCGAGGGAAAGCUUGUCAUCAAGGACGAAACCUUUUGGUUCCUUCCCUUCGUAUGCGUCGCGCACUCACCACGCAUCACAGUUUCAGAGGCAUACAUGAAUGAUGAAGUAAACUCUCCUUCUAUGAAAGACGUGUUGAAUAUCUAUAUCGACAAUUUCCCCCAUAUGAGCGGGGUAUGGACUUUAACUUACAAGGUCAAGUCUAUCCUAGACCGCAUAGUCAUACAUCGCUUCUUGUACCAUGGUUUGAGUCAAUCAAUUCUCAAUGUUGCAGGAUAUGAUGCUGCAAACGACUUGUACAAGGCUUUUCUCAGUCAAGAGAUGCAAUAUUCUUGCCCCAUCUGGAGUGACAAAGAAGGUGGCGUCCGGGGUGAUCUGGCUGGACAAAGAUCUCUUGGUGACCUUGAGCGCGCUCAGGAACAUAAGAUUGGAUAUAUACUGAGCAAAGCUUCUGCCCGGGCACCGGCUGUUGGAGAUAGGGAGUGGGUGGGGAAGUCUCGCUAUCGCGAUAGCAAAAGGCUCUGGCGGAGGAACGAGUCAAGAAAGCGGGAUUUAGUCCCAAAUUCGCAUUCAUUUAAUGGAUUACAAAAGCAUGCCUCCGAGAAGGCCUUUGACGCCUGUAUUGCCCUGGAGAUGGUCGAGGCUGUGGGAAUACGAUACAUGCCAACCUUUAUCAGAACCAUUGAUUGGGCACUGAAAGAUGGCAUCGUCGCUAUCGUUCUUUCUGCAACAUGUUACCCAGACUCUAUGUUUAGCCCAUACAAGUACGGAAGUUCUUUCUGCGCUACUUGGCUUGCACAGCAAUUCCAGACAGCUGUUCGCGAACGCCUAUCUCUGGAAAGCGUUGAAGAUUAUGGCUCGCGCGAGUCUUGGACAGCCCGUGCAACUGACUUCCAUCUCAAUAUUCAUGGCAAAUUAUUGUUGAUGUUUGCGUGGAUGGGCGAGAUUGGAUCCGUGCGCCUCGAAGAAAAUUGGACGCAGAGCUUAUAUCGUCUCUACAAGAGCGGUAACAAAAUUUUUAGAUACACACGCGUUGAAUGCCUACGAGCAAAGAUGGCUCUACAUGUUUACAUGGAAGUAAUCUACUCGCGUGUCUGA